GGCAGCCCAGCAGUGCCCACGGACCGACGUGGGUGUGCACGCAGGGAUCAGAGCGGCCCGUGCCACACGAGGGGACUCCAAUCCUUAGCACCGGCAGGAACCAGGGCUCCGGCUUCGUGGACAGCGCCAUGGACGGCACCGACAAUGCAACCCAGUUCUUUGAGCCGUUCUCUCUGCAGCCGGACAACUACACCCUGCCGCCCAAUGCCAGCAGCCUGAGCCCCGGCCUGGACUUUCAGUCUGAGCCGGCCGCCAGCCCCGGCCCCGGCCCCAGCCCCAGCUUCAGUCUCGGGCCAAGUUCAAGCAUCAGCUUCAGCCCCGGCCCUACCCUGGGCCCGGAGCCGACGACCGACAGCUUCGCAGGCAGCACAGCGAGCCAGGGCCCGUCCCUUUCCCCCAGGCUCUGGGCCUCUCACGACACCCCUUUCUGGGACACGUCCCUGAACCACGGGCUGAACGUGUUCGUGGGCGCCGCCCUGUGCAUCACCAUGCUCGGCUUGGGCUGCACCGUGGACGUGAACCGCUUCGGGGCACACGUCCGCCGGCCGGUGGGCGCUCUGCUGGCCGCGCUCUGCCAGUUCGGCUUCCUGCCGCUGCUGGCCUUCCUGUUGGCCCUGGCCUUCAGGCUGGACGAGGUGGCCGCUGUGGCGGUGCUCCUGUGUGGCUGCUGUCCCGGCGGCAACCUCUCCAAUCUUAUGUCUCUGCUGGUCGACGGUGACAUGAACCUCAGCAUCAUCAUGACCAUCUCUUCCACACUGCUGGCCCUGCUUUUGAUGCCUCUGUGUCUGUGGAUCUACAGCCGCGCCUGGAUCAACACGCCCCUGGUGCAAUUACUCCCCCUGGGAGCAGUGACCCUGACCCUCUGCAGCACCCUCAUCCCGAUCGGCUUGGGCGUCUUCAUCCGUUACAAAUACAACCGCGUGGCUGACUAUAUUGUGAAGGUUUCCCUGUGGUCUCUACUAGUGACUCUGGUGGUCCUUUUCAUAAUGACCGGCACUAUGUUAGGACCUGAACUGCUGGCAAGUAUCCCUGCAGCUGUUUAUGUGGUCGCCAUUUUUAUGCCCUUAGCUGGCUACGCCUCCGGCUACGGCUUAGCCACCCUCUUCCACCUUCCACCCAACUGCAAGAGGACUGUGUGUCUGGAAACGGGCAGUCAGAACGUGCAGCUCUGCACCGCCAUUCUAAAACUGGCCUUUCCUCCGCAGUUCAUUGGAAGCAUGUACAUGUUUCCCUUGCUUUAUGCUCUUUUCCAGUCGGCCGAAGCAGGGAUUUUUGUUUUAAUAUAUAAAAUGUACGGGAGUGAAAUAUUGCACAAGCGAGAUCCUUUAGAUGAAGAUGAAGAUACAGACAUUUCUUACAAGAAACUGAAAGAAGAGGAAAUGGCAGACACUUCCUAUGGCACAGUGAACACUGAUACUUUAAUCAUGAUGGAGACCACUCAGACUUCCCUCUGAAUGUGGAAGUGUACCCGAGCAUCUAUCUGGCCGAUACAUUACUUCAUAUGUCUGGGCUGUGGUACUGUAUAAGGUUUACAUCAAGGGUAAAAAGGGUAUUAUUUUCCAUGUAAAAAUGAUGACCUUCCCCAUUGUAUUAACCAGGCAUUUUCACGAAUUACAAAUCAGUGUUGUACUAUAUACCCUGCAGCUGGAACCAUCACAGUGAUGUCUGAGCUAGUUACCUGUAUGUUUUAGUCUUCGCCGUUUGUUUGCCCUGUGUGCCCAGGGUGUCUGAAAUGUAGGAUUUUGGUGCAUUAUCUGAGUAAAAACCGCUUAUAUUUGUAAAGUAUAUUGGAGUCUAAUGUAGUUGUAUAAAAAGUGUAUUCUGCUCAAUUUAUAAUAGCUGACAAAGCAAAAUUUGACCUGUCAUCUGAG
Echinops telfairi (small Madagascar hedgehog) is the source of this 1871-nucleotide messenger RNA. RefSeq names its product solute carrier family 10 member 4 (gene SLC10A4). Lineage: Eukaryota; Metazoa; Chordata; Mammalia; Afrosoricida; Tenrecidae. Gene Ontology annotation, biological process: bile acid and bile salt transport. The record is from RefSeq and is a predicted model, not a curated record. Gene Ontology annotation, cellular component: membrane. The transcript is spliced from 3 exons. The coding region runs from base 129 to 1454 and encodes 441 amino acids. Gene Ontology annotation, molecular function: bile acid:sodium symporter activity.